Molecule: messenger RNA, 1983 nt
Organism: Cercospora beticola
Lineage: Eukaryota; Fungi; Ascomycota; Dothideomycetes; Mycosphaerellales; Mycosphaerellaceae
Product: flavin-containing monooxygenase
Molecular function (GO): N,N-dimethylaniline monooxygenase activity; flavin adenine dinucleotide binding; NADP binding
Source: RefSeq, a predicted model, not a curated record
AUGCAAGAUGGCAUGAACAACGACUUGAUGGAUGUGCCAAGCCAAAUGUGCAGCGGAUUUGACUGUUCAGCUUUUGUACGAGCAGACACUCCCGCCCUCUCUACAUUCACAAAAGACGUUAUGGCUCCUUUCAUGAACGAAUCGCUGCCCACAGAGCCUACCAAGCAGCAGAGCAAGCAAAAUGACUACUCGCAAUUCAGCUCGAACGGAUACGAGGUCCCACAAGAUCGAUGCUACAGAGAUCCAUCGAAUCGCAAGAUUCGUGUCCUGACGAUAGGCGCAGGUAUCUCAGGCAUAUUGAUGGCAUAUCAGAUUCAGAAGCAAUGCGAGAAUGUUGAGCACGUCAUCUAUGAGAAGAACGAGAAUAUUGGAGGUACUUGGCUCGAAAAUCGAUAUCCUCGUGCUGGCUGCGAUAUUCCAAGUCAUGCGUAUACAUACCAAUUUGCGCUCAACCCAGAAUGGCCAAGAUAUUUUUCUUUCGCUGCAGAGAUCUGGUCGUACCUGGAUAAAGUCUGUGAAGCGUUCGAUCUGCGAAAAUACAUGAACUUCCAUACCGAAGUCGUUGGAUGCUUCUGGCAAGAGGAAACUGGAGAGUGGCUCGUCAAGCUUCGCGAACAUCGCCCCGGAAUGGAGCCACGAGAGUUUGAAGAUAGGUGUCAUAUGUUGAUGUACGGAGCAGGUGUUCUGAACAACUUCAAAUGGCCAGAGAUUCCAGGCCUCCAGGAUACAUUCAAAGGCCGGAUCGUCCACACUGCAAGAUGGCCAAAGGACUGGACAGAAGAAGAUUGGAAGAACGAGCGAGUAGCAAUUCUCGGAUCAGGCGCCUCGUCAAUCCAGACAGUACCAGGUAUGCAGCCACAUACCAAGCACUUGGACGUCUUCGUCAGGACUGGGGUCUACUUUGGAGUGCUAGCAGGAAAUUCUGGAAGCCAAGCCAAAACCUACUCAUCCGAAGAGAAAGACGCCUUUCGCCUUGAUCCUGACAGUCUCGUUGCUCAUGCAAAAGAAAUCGAAGACCAAGUCAAUGGCAUGUGGGGUGGCUUCUAUAGUGGCUCCAUGGGUCAAAAGAUGGGCUCUAUGUUUUUCAAGAAGCGUAUGGCGGAACACAUUAAGGACGAGCGCCUGCUCAAGGGCUUCAUCCCGACUUACGGACUCGGCUGUCGAAGAAUCACGCCUGGUGAUGUGUACAUGGACGCCGUGCAACAGAACAAUGUUGAUGUUCACUUCACGCCCGUCGUGCGCUGCACUGAAGACGGUGUGAUCGGCGGCGACGGCGUAGAACGAAAAGUCGACUCCAUCGUCUGCGCGACCGGUUUCGACGUCUCUUAUCGUCCGCGAUUCCCAGUCAUUGGCAAAAAUGGCAUCGACCUAAGGGACCAAUGGAAGGUCUGCCCCGAGGCAUAUCUUGGCUUGGCAAUUCCCAACAUGCCCAACUUUGUGACAUUCAUCGGUCCAUCUUGGCCAAUUGAGAACGGCUCGGUCAUGGCACCGUUGCAUUCUGUUUCAGAGUACGCUCUGCAAUUGAUCAGCAAGAUGCAGAAUGAGAAUGUUCGCAGCUUCGCGCCAAGACAAGAUGUCACGGACAAAUUCAACGAGCAUGUGCAAGAAUGGGUUAAGCAUACUGUGUGGAAGGAUGAUUGUCGAAGUUGGUACAAGAACAACGAAACUGGCCGGGUGAAUGCCAUCUGGCCAGGCUCUUCGCUACAUUAUCAACAAGUGAUCGAGAAACCUCGCUACGAAGACUUCCAGAUCGAUUACUUCGAUUCGAACCCAUGGGCCCAUCUUGGCAUGGGCUGGACGAUUGAGGAUCGUCUUGGUCCAAAGAAGGCCGACGUGAGUCCAUAUCUCUGCAAAGAGAAUAUCGAUCCCAGAUGGUUUGCAGCGAUCGGCGGGGACGUCAACGCACUUAGCAAAGAGAAAGCGUCUGCCAAACCUGCGAAGGAUGACUGCCAGACAUGUGAGCGAAAAGCAGUAGCAUUCUGA